Molecule: messenger RNA, 3619 nt
Organism: Pseudophryne corroboree (corroboree frog)
Lineage: Eukaryota; Metazoa; Chordata; Amphibia; Anura; Myobatrachidae
Gene: CASP7
Product: caspase 7
Exons: 8
Coding region: 268-1200 (310 amino acids)
Biological process (GO): apoptotic process; execution phase of apoptosis; positive regulation of neuron apoptotic process
Cellular component (GO): cytoplasm
Source: RefSeq, a predicted model, not a curated record
GGGGAGGGGAGUCCGGGGUCCCGGCACAGACUCUUCCUUCUUCCCUGUGGGGCGGGGACACGAUAAUGAAACUUUAUUACAGAUAAUAUCGGAGCAGCAGAGCCGGAGGUUCCGGAGAGCAGAGAGGAGAAUGUGGGGCUGGUGCCUGUGCCAAAUCUAAUGGUGGCUGCAUCUGCAGAUGCUAGAACAGCGGACAGGACAGGAUAGCGCUUUCAGGCGCUCAGAUUUGCGACUCUCUUUGGAGUUUUGUCGCAUUAGCGUAUAAAAAUGGCUGAAGAGCAGGAUGAUCUGGUCCCUGAGUGCACUGUAAGUGGGGGACAGUGUUCCGAAGAAGCCCUUGGAGAUACUGUGGACGCAAAACCGGACCGAAGCCAACGGUUUUCGCUAUUCUCAAAGAAAAAGAAAAAUGAACCAGAGAAGACAGAGAAGCAGAACUUCCGCAUCGUUACCCCAGAGUUCCAGUACACAAUGAGUUAUGGGAAAGUCGGCAGAUGCGUUAUCAUUAACAACAAAAACUUUGCUGAACAAACAGGAAUGUGCACACGGAAUGGAACAGAUAAAGAUGCCGGUGACUUAUUUCGAUGUUUCAAAAGUCUGGGAUUUGACGUAACUGUAUACAAUGACAAGAACUGUGAACAGAUGGAAACAUUACUGCAAAAUGUGGCUCAGCAGAACCACAGCGACAGCGCCUGCUUUGCCUGUAUCCUCCUGAGUCACGGAGAAGAAGGGCAGAUCUACGGCACGGACGGGGCCAUGGCAAUAAAAUCUCUAACAACACUUUUCCGAGGGGAUAAAUGUAAAAGUCUGGUUGGGAAACCCAAACUGUUCUUUAUCCAGGCUUGUCGCGGCUCAGAGUUUGACGAAGGGAUUCAAACAGACUCCGGGCCUGCCAACGACUCUAUGGAGACUGACGCCAAUCCCAGAUACAAGAUUCCGGUGGAGGCUGAUUUCCUGUUUGCAUAUUCCACUGUACCAGGUUACUAUUCCUGGAGGAACCCAGGCCGGGGCUCUUGGUUUGUCCAGGCCCUGUGCAGUGUCCUCACCGAAUACGGAAAGCAGCUGGAGAUCAUGCAGAUCCUGACUCGGGUCAACCACAUGGUGGCCACCAACUUCGAGUCCUGGUCCGAUGACCCACGCUUCAGUGAGAAGAAGCAGAUACCUUGCGUAGUCUCCAUGUUGACCAAGGAACUGUACUUCUAGUCGUCUUACAUUCUGGACUCUCCGUGGUCGCAGAUCUUCAGGGAGGAUGAUUGGGGUAGAGAGAGAGGUUUAAAUGUCUAGUUACAGAGAUCCAGGUUAUGUGAUGUUACAAAACCCAUCAGUCACGACGUUUAGAGCUGUUCUUAUGCGUACGUGAAAGAGACAAUGUCUUUUGAAUGCAAUAUGAGUGAUGCGGACAUUCUGCAACGUCCACAGACAUUAAAGGGAAAUUUCUAAAGAGUAUUUCUUCUGCCGGCUAGCGGAACACUAGAGGGUCAUGUCCUGUUUGGAGAGUAGAGAUAUUUCGAGCACGCCAGCUUGGAGACUGCACCAAGUUCCUCAGAUGUUGCCACCACUGACCGCUUUGUGAGUGCUCCUGGAUGGCUGGAGAAUUGACAUUUCUGUGGGUGGAAUAUCAGGGUCAAAAAAAUUUGGACCCCCUGCUUAAGGCUUGUCUGGGGAAAGCAUUUUGGAGAGUAGUAAUUGGGAAGACGAGGCUUUUUUAAACACAUGAAGUGGAAAGAUGUUCAUGAGCCACAAAGCAAACUGGUGUUAAAUGUGUGCAACCCGGAUCUGGCUCAGUGCUCACAGUCAACGAGAACUUGGUACCAGAAUUAGAAGAUGUUGGCCAUACGGUUUUAUCAGCAGUCUUACAUACUGUAUACACUUUUACAAAUCCACACAAUGUACAGUUGUAUCACUAGACCCACCGCUGUGUCUUCCUGCUUUCACGGUAACGUCUUCAGAAACCUGAACAAAUCAGAGCUCACGUUUUGUCUUCAUCACGGCCGAAACUUGAGUCCAAACGGGAGAGGGAGGAGGAGACCCUAACAGUCUGCUGAGCAGAAAAAUAACAAAGCUUUUGUGAAUUAUAUAUAUAUAUAUAUAUAUAUUGUUUUGAAUUGCCUGAUAUAUAUUUUUAUAUAUAUAUUUUCAUGAUAUUUUACCUUUAGUGAACAUAUUGACCUAAAAUUCUGAUUUAAUGAUCAUGGACAUAGCUCCUCCCAUACCCAGCACUGUCAAAUCCCAGGACACUAUAUAGCAGGCAUCAGGGGACGGAGCAGUCACAAUGCUGGGCUAUCACGAAAAUCUCCCUCCCCCUCAACCAGCUAAACACAGCCAUGGAUUAGACCUAGUAAGGGUUAAUGCAAUGAAACCGGAUCAAACAGCACUCUUCAACCAGCUCUUGUGGUAAUAAAAGCAGAUGAUUAACCAACCUAGGUUUUUCCUCUAGUAGGAUGGUCCCAACGCUAACCGCUGAGAGUACCGCCAUUGGAUUAUUAUUUUGUUUUGGUAGGCAGCUCCGUAGAAGAGGUCACCUAACAACCAAUACAACAAACAGCAUGAAUACAAAGCACAACACUGACUGGAUCACAUAUACCAUUUUUUUAUAUUUCUGUGUUUUUAAACUCUGAGCAAUACUAAUCAAAAGUUGGCCAAAAUGUUGUAGAUUAUGGGCUAGAUUUAUCAAGCCUUGAAUAGUGAGAAAUUGCACGGUGAUAAAGUAUCAACCAAUCAGCUCCUACCUGUCAGUUUUCAAACACAGCCUGUAACAUGGCCGUUAUUAGCUGAUUGGCUGGUACAGUAUCACCGUGCAAUUUAUCACUCUCCAAGGCUUGAUAAAUCUGGGCCUUAGCCUGUUAUAGUGGUCUGGAAUAAUGAAACCAGAAGAUACAUUAGUUUUGCAUCCAGUAAAUAUAUUAGAAAGUCGACCUCCCAGGAGGGAGAGGCAAACGUGAUGAUGAGAUUUGCACCAGGAUGCCCCACCCACUGCUGCUGAAUAACACGAUUUGCAUCAUUUUGCAGCAAGGGGCGGGGCCAUGGUAAUGCAGUUUCGUCAUCAGGCCUCGACCACUUCAGAAGAAAGACAAGUGGUCAGGGGAGAGGGGACGUUUGCUCUACUGGGAGUACUCCCCAAAAUCCGUGAGCGCCCAGUCAUUCCGGGAGAAUAGGCGAGUAUGGUUUAGAAAAUCAGAGCACUGGUAUGACUGGGUGCAGCAAUUUUUGGUAAACGACCCUCCUCAUAUAUACAUAUUCUGCAUUGGUCUUUCUAUAUGAAACACGAAUACUUACUCAGUUGAUAUUGCAUGUUUUUAGACAAUAUACACUUAUAUUUUGUCCAUUAUGGGAAAAAUAAUAUAAUAAUAAGCCUCAUUUAUACCCCUCCAGAGGCUUGUACAGUUGUUUUUCAAAGAACAGUUUUUAUUCUUAUACUGCCCUCUGCUGGUUGGAGCGGAUUCUCCCAUAUUCUGCCACUGCCGCAGGGUGUCCAAUAGCGUCCAGGAUUUCACGCAGAAACCUUGAGAUCAACUUCUGUUUACAACAACUUCUUGUAUCAUCUAAGCAAACAGUUGUGUUCCUUUAAUGUGAAAAUAUUCAGAUGCCUAUAACAUUAAACGAACGUCUUUAUGUAAUUUUU